Messenger RNA from Exaiptasia diaphana, 2255 nucleotides. RefSeq lists its product as uncharacterized. The transcript is spliced from 8 exons. The coding region runs from base 1 to 1068 and encodes 355 amino acids. Gene Ontology annotation, molecular function: DNA end binding. NCBI's taxonomy places the organism in Eukaryota, Metazoa, Cnidaria, Anthozoa, Actiniaria, Aiptasiidae. Gene Ontology annotation, biological process: double-strand break repair via nonhomologous end joining. The record is from RefSeq and is a predicted model, not a curated record. Gene Ontology annotation, cellular component: DNA ligase IV complex; nucleus.
AUGGCGGACAGUGGUGAUGCUGAGCAUGAAGUGACUUGGGAUAAAAAAUUAAUUUCCCAACCUUGGCAGCCAUUUUCUAUCGAUGAAAAUACGUAUAUAAUCAAAGCAGUAUUUGACGAACCUCUUCUCUCUUAUGAAUUUUGUAUAAGCGACUUUAAAAAGAUUUGGUACGAGAAGAUUGAUGGAGAGAAAUUCAAAGCCAUUUCUGAGGAGCUUAAUCCAAAUSUCGAGGCUGAAACCUUGUACUUGAUGAAGCACGUAUUCAAGAAUAUUKUAUCUCAACAACCCAACACAAUCUAUCAAAUUCAGGCAGACAAUGAUAAACUUCAGCUACAGUUAAAGACCAAAUUACAACCAGGUGUUUCAUAUGUUUGGUACUUUAACUGCCAAUGCACUGCUGGUCAAUUGAUGAACCAGUCUCUGAUURAACCCUUGGUUGCUAUGGUGGCUGAGUURCUAAGGAGGCAAAAUGAAUUAAAAGCAUUACUUCACAAGAAAGACAUGGAGAUUCAAGACUACAGAGAGUCAGAUGCGAAGCUKUCACRAAGUAUGUAUGACCAGUUWUGCUGWAUAGACAUAARACGGRAUUCCACUGUACAUUCUGUUCAAGAAUASCUGCAUGUUAAGYUGUUAAGGAAGUAUUGUACAUUUUUUUUUUGUUUUCAAAUAGAGAGCCUUGAAACAAAAACAUUUGAUGGAGAGUCAUUCAAUAAAAAGAUGUCCCAAUCAUCUGCAUUUGGUCAUGCUGUUGCUAAUGCCUCAAGGUUAGCAUUUACAGACUCAGCUCAAGAACUUUACAAACAUGUGGUAGAAAGACAAACCUGGCUUCAAGGCAGGGAUCCAAAAGAGGAAUAUGGAYUGCAAAUGCCAUGGGACGGUGUUGAUAGCUCACCUAACGUUUCCCCUUGCGUAUCACCUCAAAAGAUUACAACUCCAAAAGCUAAACCCUCUGCAUCUGUAGUCUCUCCUUCAAAGGAGCGUGAACUACAAAGAAGAGAAGAGCUUCGAAAAAAACUGGACGAGGAGGCAGAAAGAAAGAAAAGAAAAAAGAAAAAGAUCAAGUUAUGAGAACUAUGUGAUAAAGGUAGUGUAGGCAGUUGUUAUCGUCAGCUUUCUGAUCGUAGAGACGAURUUCGUUUAUUCUUUGAACACGAGAAAAAGUUGCUGGGAAAUAAGACAARAACACACAAAAAAGGACAAAAUACAAUACUAAAGAUAUGAUUUUAUGAAAGAACCUGCAUAUUAUUCGCUAUAAGAAGCAAUAGCAAGCUUUAUUUUUAUUUGCUUAUGAAACCAUACCAUGUAUAUUAUUUGCUAAAAAAAACAAAGCAGGAAAGGAKWCUCGAGGGUUAGUAAUUUAUAGACAACGCCGAUAAAACCUGUUUAUCAAUGAAGUUUCUUAUGCAAAUUUACCUGUUCUUUUAAGAGAAAUAUAAGGAAGUUCCCCUUCAGCUAGCUAUUGACAAGUCGAUAAAAACUGCUUAUCAAGUUCCGAAUAUAAAUCCACAAGUUUGAAAUAAAUUCAGCCGUUUUUUUMAUCGSUAUCGCAAGAAGGAAAUCGCUUAGAAACCAUUCUUUGAUACUUACAGGUCUUACAAAGUAUUCUCAUUAUGUUCUUUCUUUUUCGUUGUUGCUUUGCUGAAUGCCCCAAGGCUUUUAUGAAAAAAGAACUAAAAUAUUGUCUAAGGCUAACAACGUGAUAGUGUCUUGUCGUACGCCUACUUCCUUUGCAACUGUCACCACUACAYGAAAAAUCAAAUUGAUUUUGAAGCUCAAUUCAAUACGRGCCGCGUUUUCAAAUUAAUGUAAAACUCCAGUCACUGUUAUUAAUUCAUUUGUUUUGCAGUUUCUAAAGCUCAAUUUUGUCGCAAAAUAAUAAUGAUUUAUAAUGUCUACUUUUCUACGUUUGUAAUUGUUUUAGUUCUAAAGACAUAAUAAAUAAUAGUGAUUAUUAUUAAAUCUGCUUCUCCACAUGCAGGAACUAUUUUCUAGGUUAAGAAAUUGUUUUCUUUAUUCUGGCUUUUAAGUGCAUGAAAAGAGUUCWCACACAAAAACCACAUUGAUGCACUCAACCAAUGUCCAUUUUAAUGCAUCGCCUUAAGGCCUAUAUAAGUGUAGCUGGUGCCCUACUUUCAUKCCUAACGAGAACGGCAGAUAGACUCCCUUCAUGACAACCGUUCACGACAUCUUGUCUUUCUGUGCACGKACUUAUUAGUUUUGUCAGACUGAGUUCUGGUUUGGUUUCGUGUUUAUUU